Paramecium tetraurelia is the source of this 1697-nucleotide messenger RNA. RefSeq lists its product as uncharacterized. Gene Ontology annotation, molecular function: nucleic acid binding. Gene Ontology annotation, cellular component: nuclear body. The record is from RefSeq and is a predicted model, not a curated record. Lineage: Eukaryota; Ciliophora; Oligohymenophorea; Peniculida; Parameciidae. The transcript is spliced from 6 exons. Gene Ontology annotation, biological process: mRNA processing; primary miRNA processing.
AUGGACGAGCGAGCAUCCUCUAGAAGGUAAGACACACGUGAUUAUCAUAGCUUUUCAUCGGCAUCAUCGUCGGUCUCGAAUCUGAGUAAGGACCGAAGUAGAAGUAAUUCAAAAAAAAGAAAUUUUAGAAAUAAGAAGAAGCCAACGAAACGAGUCAAACACACCAUAGACUUCCCUCCUCUGGAUUAAUCAUUGCUCAGCUUCGAUUAAUUCUAGGAAUUAUAUGUGAGCAAUGAUAUCCCCACUGAGAAAUUACGACUUCUUUAUUAGACCUACGAGAGGAAAUGGGAAAACAAACAGAAAGAGUUGUUCUUUGAUCAACACAAGGACGAGCCUUGGAUCUAAGACAAAUACAAUCCGGUAAAUAGGAGAGAGUUCUAAGAAGAACGCAAUCAAUUGGCAUAGAAUCGCUUCAAUGAAUUUUUGAAGCAAUACAAUAUGGGAGGUUUCAACAACAUAAAUCUCACAAUGACAGAAAUGCAAUUGAUGGACUUCUUUGAACUCAACGAUCACUUCUAUAAUGAUGAUCCAGAUGUUCCUUUCUGGGAAUUUUAACUCAAAGAAUCUAUUGACAUAACCAAAGCUCCCUUUUUUGGUUCAGAUCCCAACCAAAACAGUGUGUUCAUCAAGAACGUGCCCUUGCCUCUCUCCAGAGCAGAUGUGGUCAAGGCACUCUCUUCAUUGCCUGGCUAUGUGAGUCUAACCCUAUCAGAACCAAACAAGCUAUAAAAUUACACUAGAAUUGGGUGGGUCAGCUUUGAUGGAGAAGAGUAUUGUAAUCGUUGUGUGAAUGAUGAGAGCAUCACCAUCAAGGGACAUUCACUCCAAUUCCAAAAACAAUAAGAGAAGAGGAAAUUCGUGAGAGUCUUCAAGUCAGUCGAAUAUAAUAAAUUAUUGAAGGACUUGCAACAAUAGAGAGAACUCAUCAAAGUCUUGGAUAAAGAAAAGGGAAUCAGUGGUAAUCCACUCAUCGAAGGACCACUCAAAGAUAGAGAUGACCCAACAUUCAAUAGACAAUUGGAUAUUCAGACCUUGUAUUUGAGAAGAAUACACAACUAUUGCUAUUGGAGUGGAGCUGAAUUCUCAGACUACAGAUUACUUGUGUCUAAAGUUGGCUAUCAUUUCUUCAGAUUGGACUAAAAAAAGAAGUGCAAUUUAGAGUGGUAGGACAUCAUUCAGGCUCUAUGCAAUCGUCGUAGAGAAGAGAGUAGUGAUGAAUUACCCUUAACUGAAUUGAUUGACAAUGAAAUCAUUUAAAUGGGACUGAAACUAAGAAAUAAUCGCUAGAAAGAUGCUUAUCCUUGUAUAUUCUGUGAAAAGCAAUUCCAAGGAGGAACCUUCUUGAUCAAACACAUUUCUCUUAAGCAUGAGAAAUAGUAUUGGGAACAUUAGCAAUCCUUAAGUCAAUAAGUUAUUGAUCAAUAAAUGGCUAAUAAUCACAAAAUAGAGAGAAGCAGCAAGGCCACCAUCCAGAGACAGAUCUUUGUCAAAGGACUCAUCGAUGAAGCAUAAUUAUAAGAAAAUAAAAUCCAAUUGCCAAUCAACUUUGCUCCCAGAGUUCAAUAGAGACAGUACAAAGAUCUUGAUUCAAUAGCAUAAGAUAAAACCUAGCCAGCUAUUAUGUUUUAAAUGCGUGAAACAAAAGUGAAUUAUAAUGAUAUAUGAAUUAAACAAAUUAUUUGCAAGGUAUUCAAAUU